Caenorhabditis angaria is the source of this 1944-nucleotide messenger RNA. Lineage: Eukaryota; Metazoa; Nematoda; Chromadorea; Rhabditida; Rhabditidae. The record is from the annotation of a GenBank genome assembly.
AUGCCGCCCAUUUUCGACUUUCCUAGCAAAAAAGCCGAUUUUCCCCAAAUGACGAAUCAACCAACAGCGAAUGGAAAUCAAAAUCGUCGAAAAAGAUCAAAACCACCAAACUUGAGAUGUCUUUAUUGUCAGAAAUUGUUGCGUCGAAACGAUUUGACUCAUGUUCCAAUGAAUCCAGCGAUUCGAGAAAUAUGGAUAGAAAUUCUCGGUCAACAAUUUGCCGCAAAUUUGGAGAGGAAUACAAAUGGCAGCAUUUGUCGAUCACAUUUCAAAGGCGGAUUCAAAUUUCGAAAACAUAAUCAAUUUCCAGUUGCAAUGGGUGAAGAAGAAGAAAAUGAAGAUGAGGAAGAAGAAGAUGAUGAUAAUGAAAUUGAAGUACUUGGGAUAACUCAAAGAUAUAGCGAUUUAUUGCGACAUGUUCCGAAAAAAGAGAAAGAGGAUUAUCCAGUCGUGAUUUUUGUGAGUAUUUAUAGUAGAUCUUGACAAAAAAUUAAAAAUGUUCAGCAAAAAAACGUCAAACCUGAAAUCAAUGGUGAAUCGGAAGAUAUGGAUCUUGAGGUAAAUAUUCACUUUUUUGUGAUAUUUAAAAUAGUAUGGCCCUUUCCAAAAAUCCUAUUUUUCAGGAAGAUGAAAUUGUCGUUGUGGGUGAUUUAUUAUCACCAAAAGAUGAAGAUUUGGAUGUUUUUGAAGUUGUCGAAGUUAUGGUAAGUUUUUGCGUGCUAUUUUAUUCUCGAAAACUUUAAAAUUCUUGUUCUUCUAGGAUGACGACAGAGAAUUUUGUUGUCGUAUUUGUGAGCAAAAAACUCAUGUUUCGGCGAUGAAGAAGAUUCCAAACAAAACCGAUUCGUUUUUGAAGUGGUCGAGAGCAAUUGGUAAACAAUUUGCCGAAAAUGUUCAUCGAAAUCCUUCUCCCCAUUUUAUUUGUAAAGUUCAUUUGGGUGAUAUUGUUGACAAAAUGUGUCGAUUGAUUUGAAUAUUUUUCGAAAAUCAUCAAAUGUAUAAUAUUUAUAGAUGUAGUAUAAUUUUUAUUGAAUGUCUUUCUUGUAAAUAUAGUAUAUUUCUAAAUAAGGCUGAUUUCUCUUUUUUUUUAAUAUUUUUUAAAUCUAAACAAAACAAAGAUCCCAAUCCCAAACUUAAAGAUAAAGAAAGAACGGAAAAAAUAAGUUUUUUUCUGCCAGCAAAAAAAAUAAAAUUUUGGCGUGAACGUGAAAUUUGUCGUGGCAAAUGCAAUUUCAACAAAAAAUUUUCAGUUAUUUUUUCGGCGAGCAACAAAACGGCAGCAAAAAAGAUGAGUUUUUUUCCCUGGGUUGCCUGAAUUUCUAAUUUACUAAUCUCUGCGAACAAUUUUACGUGUCUCUCCUGGAGUGAAGUACAGCUCAACUUAGCCUAACUCUGGAUAGUAAAGCUUCUUAAGUUGAGCAUUAGCCAUUGCAAUUGUCAGGAACCUCGACAUGAGUUACCUUAAAUAUCUUUUUGGUUAUACUCUCGAUUUUGUCGACUUGAUUUGGUUGGAAAAACUGUGAAGGGAGAGAUCGAGGUUCGCUUUUCAAAGUUUUUUGAAAAGAAAACGUGGAAUUAUUCAAUGAGGAGGGAAAUUUAGGCUUUUAUAAGGGAAAAUAAGAUUUUUUCAUGAGAAACAUUAUAAUUUUUCAGAAAAAAACUCAAAAACUCGCCUUGCACAGAACAACAGAAAUCAAGGAAUUCGAUAUAUUUUCGGUGAGCUUUUUUUUCCACCAAACAAAAAGAAGUUCUGGAAUUUUGAUUGAAAAAUGAUGGAAUCCAAAUUUUCAAUUGGAAUUUCAGAUUGAGUAUGCUCAAAAUUUCUUUUUUUUACUAGAAACUAGGAAUAUUCUGAAAUUUUGUAAGCUAAAGAAAAAAUUCGAUUUUUUCAGAGCAAAAUUGGUGGUCGUUAUCGAAAACUACAAAAAUGCCGAGGAGUUCUAA